AUGUUCAAAUUCAUUGCUAUUGUUGCUCUGCUGGUUGCCAGCGCCAGCGGGCAUGAGCCUGUGCUGGCUAAGGUUGGAACCGUUGUGCACAGCGCUCCUUCGGCUGUCUCCCAUCAGAGCAUCACCCAGGUGCACAGCAAGCCCUACGUGCAACAUGUGGUUGCUCCUGUGCUAAAGACCACCAUACACUCUGCUCCAGUUGUUGCUGUUCACUCCGCUCCUGUUCUGCAUCACGCUCCUGCUUAUGUUCAUGCUGCUCCAGUGCUGCACUCUGCUCCUCUGGUCAAGUCUGUGCUGCACACAGCUCCUUUGGCUUAUACUCUGCAUCAUUAGAUUGGCAGCGCGCACUUUGUUUGUGAUAUAACUCCUUUUGAUUUUUUAUUUCUUUUUAAAUAAACCUUUUGAUUUGAAUAACAAGUAAUCAAAGCAGUUUGAUUGUCAGUCUUAAACUUCACUCUUAUAUUCAAAAAGCGGCAACAUGGCAUAGUUAUAGGCUUAGUUGCUUAACCUGCGUAUAGCAGCAGCUGUAAAAUAUUUUUGUUGCCAGUUUUGAGGCUAACAAAAGCUAAAACAAAUUGAUUGAUUAAUAACAAACUCAUAACCAUGCAAAAACUUGUUUGCAAAGUUAAUAAACUUUUAAAUGCCGCAAUUGGCUAAACAUAAAGCGUGGCUUUAAUUACCAUGCAUCAAUAAAUAAAAAGUGGUAAUUACUUGUAAGUAAGGGUACUUUAAUUGCAUACUAACAUAGUCUAUAUGUUUUUUUUUUUUUAGUUUUUUUUCACUUAGUUUGUUCUACUAUAAACAGGGCAC
Drosophila busckii is the source of this 810-nucleotide messenger RNA. RefSeq names its product larval cuticle protein F1. The record is from RefSeq and is a predicted model, not a curated record. Lineage: Eukaryota; Metazoa; Arthropoda; Insecta; Diptera; Drosophilidae.